UGUACUCUGUUGUUAGUUGUCGCUCGGCCUUCAGUGCGCAAAGAACAAAAGCGGGAGUUUUUUAAACAUCAAACAAAUAGUAAUUAAAAUACAAAAACAAAUUAAACAUAUAAUGGAAAAGUGGCAUGGAAAGGUAGCUGUGGUAACCGGAGCCAGCUCGGGCAUAGGGUCUGCCUGUUGUAAAGCACUUGUUGAGAAUGGCAUGAUUGUUGUGGGUCUGGCACGUCGCCGAGAGCGUGUUGAAGAAAUACGAAAUUUAUGGCCCAACGAUGAAGACAAGCAGAAACGUUUACAUGCCUACAAAUGUGAUGUCUGCCAGGAGUCAGAUAUUAUCGAGGCAUUCGAUUACAUCACCCAGGAGUAUGGACCCGUAGCGGUGUUGAUAAAUAAUGCCGGCAUAGUACGUGGCACAGAAUUAGUGCGGGAAAAUAAUACCGCAGACUUGAGGGCCAUCGUGGACACCAAUAUUAUGGGUGUGGCUCUGUGUACUCGUGAAGCCUUUAAGACCAUGUCAAAAGAUCCUCAGGGAUUGGGUCAUGUUAUAAAUAUUAACAGUGUUGCUGGUCACCAAGUGAUUCACUUUGAGGGUGCAUCUACAAAUAUGUAUGCACCCUCUAAGCAUGCCGUUACGGCCAUGACUGAAGUUUAUCGAAAUGAGUUUUUGAUGCACAAAACGAAAUUGAGGGUCACGAGUAUUAGCCCGGGCAUUGUACGCACCGACAUUUUCAGCCCCGAAGAUAUGGAAUACAUGAAGGAUGUGGAAUUUCUGGAUGCAUCCGAUGUAGCAGAUGCUGUUAUUUAUUGCCUACAAGUUCCUCCACAUGUUCAGAUUCAUGAACUAACUAUCAAGCCAGUGGGGGAGAAGUUUUAAACGCAAAUAAAGAAAACAAAAUUCAAAAAAUUAUGUAUAAAAAAAAUCAAUAAACUUACCAUUAAUUGUAAAAUAAAUAAAAGACUAAACCUAAGGUCCCACAGUCGUGUAGGACCUUUUUGUGGGCUCCACAUCCUGGAGCUGUAUGGUCGUAUGAUGAAAUCUGUAAAAUAAAGAAAAGAAAAUUAAUACCACUAUGAAUAUGAAGAAUGAAGAAGUUGGGAAAUUUAAAAAAUUGCAUUAUAGACACAAAUUUAGUAAAAGUACUUCCAGUCGUAAAAAAUCUCUUUUCACCCCAUUAAAGAUCCCUAAAUCAUAUGAAAAUUUUUGAUUCUUUGCCACUAAUUAACCAAUUAGCCAUAAUGACUUAUAUUUGCUCCUUCUAAGAAAGUAAUUACCUUCAAAUUAGCAAUGUUUUUCUUCUUGAACACUACCGAAAACACCGAUCCCUCAAAUACCAAAAAUGAGCGUGUAACACGUAGGCUCAUUAUUUUGAUUGACCCCAAACAUGUUUAACCAUUAAGAGAUCACCGCCUAUGAUCAUCAGAGUCAAUUGUUGGGCACACAUGCUGGCAUUUGGACACACCCAUUUGAAAGAAAUGAGCCUGUAAUCGCAACUUAAAUGCCAAUUCAUGAAAUGAAAGAGCAGCCGAAAGUAUUGAUGGCGCACAAACAACAUUAAAAAAUAAAACAUGCAACAUCAAAACUCAUAAAAGAAAAUGUUGAACAAAGUCGUGAGCCAUAAACUUAAGUAAACCUUAGCCACAAAAAAGAACAAAAACCAAACAAAAUUCAACAAAAGAAUUAACCACGAUAAAAUGUGCAACAUGCGCCAGCUAGCCAGCCAAUUUUGGUCAGCCUUAUGUGCUGGCUAAAAAACCUCAUAAAACAGGAAGGAACAACACUACAACCAAAGGUCUUAAAGAACAGCAAUAACAAUUUGUAAGUACAAAAACCGUGCCACCAUUACCAGUCGCAAG
Stomoxys calcitrans (stable fly) is the source of this 1851-nucleotide messenger RNA. Its product is annotated as farnesol dehydrogenase. The transcript is spliced from 3 exons. The record is from RefSeq and is a predicted model, not a curated record. The coding region runs from base 113 to 871 and encodes 252 amino acids. Lineage: Eukaryota; Metazoa; Arthropoda; Insecta; Diptera; Muscidae.